AUGGCUAGCUCUGCGCUACGAUACUACCGGACUGCCGUGGGAGCUGCCGAUGGACUAAAGGAGUGCCAAACCUCGCAGCCUCCUACCAGAGCUCAGCUAGCAGGCUUCUUCGACACGUGGUUGAAUUCCAGGCUAGCUCGGAUGGCGCAGAAGGUUGCUUUUGACGAGUUCGUCCAAGCAGCCAUCGAUAGGAGUUUGCCAUCGGCAGCCGAUGCAAGACCCAUGGAUUAG
This is a messenger RNA of Clonostachys rhizophaga, 231 nucleotides long. The record is from the annotation of a GenBank genome assembly. Lineage: Eukaryota; Fungi; Ascomycota; Sordariomycetes; Hypocreales; Bionectriaceae.